CUUAAGCCGCUUCAAUCAGAUUAUAUAUAUCAUAAAAAAAUUAUAUUUCAUCCAUGGCAGAGAUCAUAAACGGAAUGAAAGCUGUUAUUCAUCACAAUAGCAAGAAAAGGUUUAUAAAUAGUGAAAAUGAUGCCGACAAAGAUACCUUUAUCACGUCCAAGAAAACCUCCCUAUCAUCAAAGGACGGUGUUGAUGGGGGUAUUGGUCAAAUAGUAAAUUCGACUGAUCCAGCAUCCGCAUUAGCAAACGCAAGGCACGAGUUCGGUGAGCAUGGAGGGGUAAAUAUGUCAAUCGAAGCAUCUGCAACAUUUACAGUAAUGGAACCUGAGACUAUGAGAAGAAUGUUUACUGGUGAACUAGGAGCUGAACGGGACUUUUUUAUUUAUAGCCGACAUUUCAAUCCAACAGUAUUAAAUCUUAGCCGUUCAAUGGCAGCAAUGGAAGGUACAGAGGCCGCUUAUUGUACUUCAAGUGGCAUGUCAGCUAUUUCAUCUGUUUUGCUCCAACUAUGUUCUAGUGGUGGACAUGUAGUUGCUUCUCAUUGCUUAUAUGGUGGUACGCAUGCUCUGCUGACGCAUUUUCUGCCUAGGGUUUGCAAUAUAACAACUAGCUUUGUUGAUGUGAAAGAUGUGGAGAGUGUGAGAAAUGCUAUCGUGGAAGGGAGGACAAAAGUGUUGUUUUUCGAAUCAAUUUCUAACCCAACUUUGGAUGUUGCUAAUGUGCCUGAGCUUUGUAGGAUAGCUCAUAGUAAAGGUGUUAUGGUUGUUGUUGAUAAUACUUUCGCACCUAUGGUUUUGUCUCCGGCUCGACUUGGUGCUGAUGUUGUUGUUCAUAGUAUUUCCAAAUAUAUCAGCGGAGGAGCUGAUAUCAUUGCAGGUGCAAUAUGUGGACCAACAACUAUAAUAAAUUCUAUGAUGGACCUUCAUCAAGGAGCACUGAUGUUAUUAGGACCCACAAUGAAUCCUAAAGUGGCAUUCGAGUUGGCAGGAAGGAUCCCUCAUUUGAGCUUAAGAAUGAAAGAUCAUUGUUAUAGAUCUUUAACAUAUGCAACGAGAAUGAAGACAUUGGGGCUUAAAGUCAUAUACCCGGGGCUUGAAGAAAACCCUAGUCACAACCUUAUGAAAUCAAUGGCCAAUCCUGAAUAUGGAUUUGGUGGAAUCCUUUGUUUGGACAUGGAAACCGAGGAUCGAGCGAACCGUUUAAUGAACCGAUUGCAAAAUUGUACUCAGUUUGGUUUGAUGGCAGUGAGUUUGGGUUAUCAUGAAACACUUAUGUCGUGUUCCUCUAGUAGUACCAGUAGUGAGCUGAAUCACAAGGAAAAAGAAUUAGCUGGGAUAUCUCCAGGAUUGAUUAGAAUGUCAAUCGGAUAUACUGGAACAUUAGAACAAAGAUGGAGCCAAUUUGAGAAAGCUAUCACUAAGAUGUAG
Molecule: messenger RNA, 1427 nt
Organism: Papaver somniferum (opium poppy)
Lineage: Eukaryota; Viridiplantae; Streptophyta; Magnoliopsida; Ranunculales; Papaveraceae
Product: methionine gamma-lyase-like
Exons: 2
Coding region: 54-1427 (457 amino acids)
Biological process (GO): transsulfuration
Cellular component (GO): cytoplasm
Molecular function (GO): pyridoxal phosphate binding; carbon-sulfur lyase activity
Source: RefSeq, a predicted model, not a curated record